This is a messenger RNA of Mesocestoides corti, 579 nucleotides long. Lineage: Eukaryota; Metazoa; Platyhelminthes; Cestoda; Cyclophyllidea; Mesocestoididae. The record is from the annotation of a GenBank genome assembly.
UGUCUUCAACAGGCUGUUGGCCCACUCAACCAGCCUCGUCCGCAGCCUUGCCCAGCACUGUCUGUGCAGGCAUCUCUUCGUGGUCCUCGGCAGGUCUUAAAUCGUCGUCAGGCACUCCUCUUCCACCUGUUCCCUUUCCUCAAAAUCCGCAUCCGCCUCAUUAUCCUGGCACCAACGACGGGACUAGCUCAGGCCGGUUAUCGAUCUACUCGGUCUGUAUGUAGCCGGACGAGAUUUAAUCGCCUCUCACCGUUUACGCCCUCCUCCUCCUCCUCCUCUUCCUCCUCCCUCUCACACAUUCAUUCCCGAUCUCGUGCUGAGCGUGUGCAGCCCUCGGCUCACGCGCACGCACACUACCUCACUCACCAACUGAAACAAACAAGCAGACGAGCCACGCGCCAGUCCCUCUUUUAUUUGCUACUCAUUCCUCUGUUGUGUGAAGAGCGUAUCUUGGUUGUCCUCACCAUCGAUACCACGACAGAGGUGAUUCCCCUCUGUACCUUCUUGCGUUCAUUAGCCACGGACGCCCCAGAGGUUGCAGGCACGAUCCAGCAGUUCGCAUCUACCUGGAUGGAUUAG